This is a messenger RNA of Trypanosoma cruzi, 873 nucleotides long. RefSeq names its product mucin-associated surface protein (MASP), putative. The coding region runs from base 1 to 873 and encodes 290 amino acids. The transcript has a single exon. NCBI's taxonomy places the organism in Eukaryota, Euglenozoa, Kinetoplastea, Trypanosomatida, Trypanosomatidae. The record is from RefSeq and is a predicted model, not a curated record.
AUGGCGAUGAUGAUGACUGGCCGUGUGCUGCUGGUGUGUGCCCUCUGCGUGCUGUGGUGCGGUGCCGGUGGGGUUUAUGCAAGGGAUCGUGAUAACAAAUCACUGGGCGGCUGCAUUGCGUCGGGAGUUUUGGGUGAGAAUCAGUUCCAUUUGUCGAGCGGAUUUGAAAAAACGGUGAUUAAGGUGCCAUUGCGGUCAACGUUGCCCAUUCCUGCCGUGGAAUCUUCGACUGAAGAUUCCAUUGUUUCAGCAGUCAACGAUUCGGGUUCAAGUGAGAACUCCAUCCCUGGUGACUCUGGUCUUGCUGGUGCCGGGACUCCUGGUGCUGGUGGACCUUCUGGUCUUCCUGGUGCUGGUGGAGGAGGAGGUUCUGGUUCUGUAGUAACCGGUGGAACUGCUUCUGGGGGUGAUAAUGCCGGUGACGUUUCUUCUGGUCCUUCUGGUGGUGUUGGUGGUGGUAAAAAUGAUUCUGCAGUGCCUCUCUCUCCGUCUGGUGUUGAUUCUACACCUAGCAGCAGUGAUGGUGAGGCGGGGUCCCCAAACAGUAAUUCAUCUAACACAGUAGGGGAGUCCCCAAGAGAGGAUCAGUCGCCUGAUGCGACAGGAACUCACAACUCCUCGCCACCCGACGAACCCGCAGAAAUGACAUCCAGCAAUGAAGACGCAAGACAAGAAAAAGAAGAAAAAGAACAGCAUGAACACCCCGCAGAAAAUGAUGAAGAAUCCGCAAAAGAUAAAAAUGCCGUUAACAAAAAUACCACCGAAAAUACAGAAAACGUUGACAGCAGCACCUCGGUCUCCCAAAACAUCUCCCCUCUUUUGCUUCUUUUUGUUGUUGCGUGUGUGGCUGCUGCUGCGGUGGUGGCCGCGUGA